Molecule: messenger RNA, 1220 nt
Organism: Megalobrama amblycephala (Wuchang bream)
Lineage: Eukaryota; Metazoa; Chordata; Actinopteri; Cypriniformes; Xenocyprididae
Exons: 4
Coding region: 98-703 (201 amino acids)
Source: RefSeq, a predicted model, not a curated record
CAAGAGAUUCAUAAAUGUUUCGAAGCUUCACGUUUCGCGAGCGUCAGUGUCGUCGCCAUAUUGGACCGGGCAACUCACUCUCUCUGGAGAUACAAAAAUGCCUGAUUCAUGUGUUGCUUGGGGCUGUAAAAACCGCCGCACAACCCUGACCAAAUCCCGGGGAAUUACCUUUCACAAGUUUCCUAAAGGUAAAGCGCUGAGGAAGCAGUGGGAAAUUGCCCUAAGAAGGAAAGGUUUUUCCGUCAGUGAUUCCUCUGUGCUAUGCAGUGAGCACUUCAGGGAGCAGGACUUGGACAGGACAGGUCAGACUGUCAGGGUCAGAGAUGGAGCUAAACCAUCUGUAUUCAAUUUCCCGGCUCAUCUACAAAGACCAGUGUCAACCAGGAAAACAAGAACCUCAAGGAAGGCUGAAGAGAGCCUGUCAGUAGACUGUUCUCUGCAGUUACAAGAGACUAAACCUCUGCCUAACGUUGACCACUCCUAUGCAUUGCCAGCAGAUCCCACUGGUCUAAAGGCCAGACUCAGUGAAGCCUUGGCUAGAGUGGAGAGUCUGGAGAGGGACAUGAGGAACGUGAAAAAACGAGAACAAAGGGCAAAGAACAUAGUGCUUGCUCUUCUACAGGAUCUGAGUGGAAAGAACCUCAUAGAUGAAGAGCUGGAACACAAGCUCAAUUUCUACUCGGGGAAAAUUAAAAUUCUAUAAAAUGUUGAACUUUAUGUAUAUCUCAUGUUUGCAUCUUUCCAUGUUUCUAUAAAUUCCCGGUUAUUAUUUCAAAGGGAAUUUAAGGAUUUGUCUGUGCUUACUGAAUUUCAAAUCUUCUGAUUGACCAAACUCUCCACAUACAUGGUCCAAAAGCAUUCAACUGUCUAAGAGAAUCUUUUCUUUCUUGACCUCCCAAAAAAAGUUUUUUUUUUUUUUUUUUUUUUUGAGUCUGGUGUAAUUUGACAGAAUUCUGCUUCAUUUUUACAAAGGUGGAUGCCAAGCCACAACAUUAUGUUAGAUAUGUUUAUAUGUAUAUGUGAUAUUGAUAUGUAGUUUGAUAGUAAAACACUUGCAAAGUCAUCGGACUUUCUUUAAUGUCGCGUGUAUUCAUUUCUCAAAUGAACAUUUUAUUUGUGACAUAAUUUGUAAGCCAUGUCUUAUGCAUGCAUUUCACUUUUGUGUUUUUCUAAUUAUGUGUGAAUGGAUAAGUAUGAAUAAAUCUCUAUUGUAAUAAAUA